GCGGGCGCUGCCCCCUCCCGACAAUGGCUGCCGGGGCCGCGCCGCAGCGCCGGGGGCCGGGCAGCCCCGCGCCCGCCUGACCGGGGGCGGCCGCGCUCACUCUGUUUCUCUUCUCCCCGCAGGUUGCUGAAAAGUGCCUUUCCUGAAGCCGCCGCCGCUCGGAUUUGUGUCUAGGGCCGCCUCUCUGCCCCUCUCUUUUCGGUCCUCGCGGUCCGUGCCCUGUCGGCAGCUCCUCCAGCCUUGCCCUCCCUCCGGUUUUUGCUCCCCGUUUACACGCGGUUUGCUCAGCCGUUUUAUUUUCAUCGGUUUUUUUUUUUUUUCCUUCCCCGAGUAUGUAGCAAAUAUUUAAAAGAAAAGAAAGAAAGGAAGAGAAAAAACAAAACAAAAAAAACCCGACGUCCUUUUGCUCGUUUCGAUGCUCACGAACCGUAAUUUUUAGAAGCAAGAAAUAGAAGGAAAAAAAAAAAGAAAGCGAACCCGAAGUUUUCUCCCCAAGGACCGAGACCAUUCCACAAACUGAAGUGCUGCCAGCAGCAUAUGCUUUUUGCAAGAAUAAUUGAAACCAUUAACUGGAGAGCACAGAAUUCUUUUGAAAGUCUGCCAGUUAUUUGCAAGUAACCUCGGCAGUGGCACAAAAUAUAACACUUAUAUUUUAACUUCUACAAUUGCACUUUUAGGAGCUGGCCUCUAAUUUGAUUUUCAGUUGUUCUGAUAAGAUUUCUAUUUUAUGAUUGGCUUUAUGUUUAAUUCUUGUUUAAACAAACACGAUUUCACUUAAAUGAAAACCUAAGUGCUGAAUAGGAGUUCUACCAAAGCAACAAGUUAGUUAUUUCUUCACGUUUAACUUGAAUUCACUUUUUUACCCUUUUUUUAAAAAAAAAAGAAGAAAAAAAAAGAUCAGCAGUAAAUAUUGCCCUGAAGAAGGGUGCGAUUGCUUGCAUUUUAAUUUUUGUUUUUUAAUAUGGCUGUAAACGUUUCUCUGGUUCGUGAUACAAAAUGGCUGACGUUAGAAGUGUGUCGAGAGUUUCAGAGAGGUACUUGUUCUCGGUCUGAUGCAGAGUGCAAGUUCGCCCAUCCAUCACGGAGUUGCCAUGUGGAAAAUGGUCGAGUUAUUGCCUGCUUUGACUCCCUAAAGGGCCGGUGUACCCGAGAGAACUGCAAAUAUCUCCACCCUCCCCCACACUUGAAAACACAACUUGAAAUAAAUGGACGCAACAACCUGAUCCAGCAGAAGACAGCCGCAGCCAUGUUUGCUCAGCAAAUGCAGUUCAUGCUACCAGGCGCGCAGCUACAGCCCAUUACAACAUUUCCUGUGACUCCUUCGCUUGCAACAAGCCCCACGAUGGCUUUUAGUCCCUACCUGAGUCAUGUUUCUCCUGGAAUGGGCUUGGUUCCUGCAGAGCUUUUACCAAAUACUCCUGUCCUGGUGUCCGGAAAUCCUACUGUUACAGUACCAGGAGGCUCUGCUGGGCAGAAACUGAUGCGUACGGAUAAACUGGAGGUUUGUCGAGAGUUUCAGCGUGGAAAUUGCACACGUGGUGAGAAUGAUUGCCGCUAUGCUCACCCUAUAGAUAUUGCAAUGAUAGACACAAAUGAAAAUACUGUUACAGUUUGCAUGGAUUACAUCAAAGGUCGAUGCUCUAGGGAGAAAUGCAAGUACUUUCAUCCCCCUGCACACCUGCAAGCCAAAAUCAAGGCAGCUCAACACCAGGUGAACCAGACAGCUGCAGCUGCGAUGGCCCUGCCGCCUGGUGCACUUCAACCUUUACCAAAGAGGCCAGCACUUGAAAAAAACAAUGGUGCCACCACAGUCUUUAACCCAAGCGUUUUCCACUACCAACAGGCUCUAGCCAACAUGCAGUUGCAACAGCCUACAUUCAUCCCUACAGGGUCAGUUCUGUGCAUGACACCCACUGCAAGCGUUGUGCCCAUGAUGCACGGUGCUACGCCCACCACUGUGUCUGCAGCAACAACUCCUGCCACCAGCGUCCCCUUCGCUGCAACAGCUACCGCCAAUCAGAUAUCCCAGUUAUCAGUAGAUGAACUGAGUAGCAGCAUGUUUGUUUCACAGAUGUAGAAGUUCCCAAUAGAACACAGACCAUGUUGAAAUUCUGAACAGUAAAAUUAUGGAGCACCAGGACUUCUUGGUGGGAAGCUGCGCAUGGCCUUUCUGUAUAUACCCCCUCUUCCCUCUAUUGUUCUCUACCACCUCUACAGUAAGCCUGUUGCAGCCUACAUGUUAACCAAAAACUGAUCAAUGGGAAUGUCAAAAAAAAAAAAGGCACUAUAGAAACAAUUAACAAACAGCGCUCUGUUAUAUGAGAUAUACAAGUAGAAAAUUAUAAUAGACUUUUAUAACACAUUAACACAUUUAAUCAUUUUAUGACUACCAUCCUGAUAAGUGCAUCUGCACAGUGGACUGUUGGUUUACUGUAUACUAUCGAUGGAUAAAUGUUUGUCUUGUUUUUAAAGUGUUAUCUUCCUGUUUUGUUUACAUCAUAGUCUAUUGAUUUGUUUUAAAGUGUACAUCAUUAUCAAGUAUACUCAAUACCAUUUUUUCAUUAUUGUUAUGUCUUAAGUUUUCAUAUACUGUAGGUUUUAUGGGGUUUUGUUUAUUUUUUACUAAAAAUGUUAUUGUGGGAAACAGGAAUUAUGUGCUUGAAAAACACGACACAGGAAUGUUCUGCCCUUUGCUGGAUUUUGCUGUUCAUGUCAGCUAAAGUUGCUUGUGUUAAAUGCUCCUUUUAUCAUGUAAAAUUUGCCUUCAGAUAGUCUCCAAAUUUUUAAUACAAGUGAUAUGAAAGGACAGCUGUCAUUUUAGUCCAGUUCAGGGUAUUUCUUUCAAUACAGUGAGCUGAUUCUAGAAAAUUCUGGGAAAAAAACAAACACAAAAGCCCAUGCUUAGUAAGGGGACAGGAAUGAUUUGCUGAGACGGUGAUAAGCAUCGGGGGAUCUCUGCAGUUCUGUUGUCCAUUGAAGUGCAUUCUCAGCUGUAAAUGGCGCACAAUCUCUCUUGCUGUUCUUAUGGUGCAGUCAGGGAAAAAAAGGUGGUGAAGUGAGACAGCUUCAGUUGGGCAAAGACUCAUUGCACUGGAGAGGAGCGACCGCCAGCAGUUAGCUGGAGUGGGCCCAUAGCCAUGACUUAGCUCAAGCUGGGUAAUGCCAUGCUCAGGGGCUUAUCUCCACUAAGCUGAAACAUUUUGGCCUGAAAUCAUAUGUGGCUCUUCUUGAAAAUUCGUCAGUGUACACCGAUUGUUUGAUCACCAUUGCCCAUAAGUGGGUGGUUUUUUUUCCUUGUGAUCUCUGGCUCUUUAAAGCAAACCCAGCAGUAGAAAGCUCAGCAUAAGCUUUCUACUGUAGAUAAACGUUCAUCUUAAUGGAGCUCCUGUAGGUCAGUGGAUGUGUUUUGGCACCUUCUAUUUGAUCAAGAGCAAUGUUUGACACAAAACAAGGGCUAGUUCUCAAUACCUCCUUGUCAUAUGCAUGAUUAAAACCGUUUCCAGCCCAUGCACCCUGGACAGCCCAGCCUGUCAUUAUGCUGCAUUGCUGAACAAUCUGGCUGCAGAAUGCAUUUGGUUUAGGAUACAGCCAAAUUCAUCCCUGUCAUAGCUCUACAGUAUCAUUGGCAUCGUGGAGGAGAUGGAUUUGCUCCAGUAAAUCCACAAACUCUGUAUUAGAAGAAAGAUAAUCAUUACUGAAACUAAGCAAGAGGCCAACUCCCAGUGUCUGGAAGGCCAGCCAGCCUGAGCUCACAUUGGUCCUGUAGGGUGCCAAAUUUUGACAACCAGGUUGUAUUUUCUUUUCUAAGUUCCUUGACCUUGGUUAGAGACUUUCCUUGCCCCUUCUCCUCCAGUGUGAAUGCAGAGGAUUUGCUAGAUGUGUAUCUCCACUGACCACAAAUGAUGGAGGGGCAUCUAGGGCACAACCGAUGUGUCCCAGAGCAGAGUCUGUGCACCAUCCCAUGGAGACUCAUUCCUAGCAAGAACCUUUGAAGAGCCCAGCUCAAAAAGACCUUGAGCCAGAAGGAAACUCUAUUUGUUUCAGCGGGCUUUGAACCAAACCCUGAGAGAGGGGGAAAAUCUUCCCUCUCCCCCAGAGCCUCCUUUCUGAACCCCAUGUUGUGACAGUCACUUGCAUCCAUAGAGGUUUCCCAGCCAUCAGUGUUCACAAGCAGCAGCGUUACCUAAAAUCAGUGACUUUCGUUUAUACUGGCGACCGCAUACCUGUUCUUUUCACCACUGAGUUUCUGUUUCCCAAAACCAUAACGUUGUUAGUGGAAAAAGUGGAUUUGAGUACUUCCUGUUUGAAAUUAUUUGUGUAUCAAAAAUGGGUUUUGCACAACCUGUGCCAGUGCCUCAACAAAGAACAGAGCUGAUCUUCUUAAGCCAGAAAGGAUGCAUUCAAGCUUGUAUGGCUUUAUGAGUUCAAGGAGGUUGGAAUUUUUUCAGUGCUAAAUGGAUUUUUGUAUAUCUUGACACUUUGAUGUAACCUCCUCUUUUAUUUAUCGACUUAAACAUCUGGCAUAGAUGUGCAUAGAAUGUAAACCUAGAAUACAGCUGUUUUCAUGUCACAUUUAAAGCACUGAAAAAAAAAGGCAUUUAAGGAUUAUUUUUUAUUAAAGAGGUCCAAUGAGGGAUGUUCAGGGUAGUUAUAUUAGGUGCCACAACAGUUUUUAUAUUGCUGGCAAAUUUAGAGUUAAUUUGUAAAUGAGUUUAAGGAAAGAAAAGCUUGAAGCACUAAACUUCACCAAAUUCAAAACAAUCUCGGCAAAAAUGCCACUUUGAGGUAGCACUAUUUAAACUAGUUGUGCAAUGACUUGCUCUAAUUUUCUUUGUUCAAGAAAGAAAAGAAAAAAAAAACAGUCGCCAGACUAUAAAUUUCCUAAAUAGACUCUUACAAAGUCACCGAGCUAGUUAGUGACUCUAAACAAAUGUCAUAAAAGCAUGAAUAUCAUCCUUUAUUUGACAAGAGAUGUAUGUAAGUUUGUUUAAAUCGAUAUAAUUUUAGUGACAUUUUUAUAAGCUUCCCACUUUCCGUGAACCUAUAUUUUUUAUUUAUCCAAAGUUAUUUCUCUUUGUCCAUUUCUCUCAGCCUUAUGCAAACAAUAUGCAAGAAAUGCUGAAACUUGGAUAAAACGGGUCAUGCAGAGGGAAAAUGAAAGCUGAGAUUGAUCAUUUUCACGAAAAAGGUUGUUAGUAGUUUCAAUAAAAAGUACUACUACUAAACUGUAACAUAAGCAGACAAUAAAAGAGGGAUUUAAAAUAAAAUGGAUUCAUAAAACUUAAGAUUAUUUUUGUUAAAUACAGUGUUUUUAGUAAUUUGGAACAUGAUUUCACAAUCAGUUGUGUUUUUUAGUUGGAAAUUUCUAGCUGAUGAUUUUUGACUGUGUAUUUUUACAUCAUGAUGUUCUAGAAACCCUUACCUCCCUGGCCAGCCCACGCCGCCCCCCUUCCCGAACACCCCGCGGCGCUUUUCCUCUCUGCCAUCCCUACCAUCUCCCAGCGCGCUCAGCGUGUUCCUGAACGGUGGCACCGCCGGGCUGGCCACCAACCCCAGCCACGCUGGCACCGGCACUCUGGCUGCCCCCGGCGUGGUCCUCCCUGCCGGAGCUGGGCCACCACCGUCGAGGCGGCGAUGGAGAUGGGUAUGUGUCGCGUGGGUGCAGCUGGCCAGAGGAGAAGAUGCGUGUGCCGGGCAAAAUAUCUUCUCCAGCUGGCGGGUGGCUGGCUGGUGCGGUAAAGCAGCUCUAGGACACGCAGGUCCACAAUGAUUGAGAAACUGGAGUCCUCAUUUUGUUUAUCCCUUGUACAUUUCACAGACAUGAAAAUUGAAAAUGGUGAAAUUUAUGAGGAAAAUCUAAUUUCCCAUUCCUGUUGAAUGGAUUUAGUUUGAUAUUGACCUGAUUUUACCAUGUGCCUGUUGAAGGCCUUAGAGUAUAUAAUGUAUGUUAAAGACUGUAAUAACUUUAAAAACAAAAAAAUAGUUGAUAGCCUAAUCUAAAUGUAAAUAUAGCUACAACACAUUGUUACUAGGCUACAACGCAUUAACUCAUGUCAUAUAUUUUCAUUUUUCUUUACCAUUAGUUUUUAAGGUUUUCAUUAUUGCUUUUUUUUUUUUUUUGAUAUCUUUAGUAACUAAUGAAUUUAAUUUUGAAGGAGAGUUAGAGAAAGUUUAAAGUUUUUAAUACAUGUAUUCAGCCCAUUUAGUUAAAUUCUAAACCAACACUGAAGCAUGGUAAGGUAUAGAAUACAGUCCAUAACUAGUUUGUAUAGUUUACAGUUUAAGAACAAAAUUAACUUUGUAUGUAACUCCUACAAUGAUAGAUUCAUUGUUAACUAAUUAUAUUAAGUUGUUGUUGCUAUGGCAACAAAACUACAACAUGGCUACCUUUGUAUACAUUAUUUGUGAAAUUUUCACAUGUAAAUUAAAAGUGAUGUGUAACAGUAUGAGCUUGUUAAAGGUACAGUUCGAUACUGUCAGAUAAAGAUAUGAUUGAAUAUUUUUAAAAUCCCAAAGUCCCAUGUGAACGCUGAAUUUGUGUCUUUAACGUCACUUUUUCAGUCAAGAAGUUUACAACACAUGGAUUUAGAGUCAGGUUUUAUAGCUUGUAGAAAUUGUUGUGUGGCAAGGGUUAUUCCACAGUAUUUUCACUUUGAAAACACGACAGCCUGUAUUUACGAUGUAGUGACCGGUCUCGCUUUCAUUUCACGUUCAUUCAAACGGUGGGAAUUCAGAAUCAAUCCAUUUCAGUACUGUAGCUCUGCCUGCAGUUUUCUUUUCUCCAAAAAUUGAGCACUCACGCGAUUACGUUACAACCAGGGCUAAAUAAUUAAGCAUAUAACUAUUUUAAUACUAAUUUAUAUUAGCAAAAACUGUACAUAAGGAAAAAAAAAUAUUGUGGAAUGACCCCGUAACAGUGUUGAAGAUACAAAUAUGCUGCAGUUAAACUGAUUCAGUUCGUGUACGAAUGUGUGAGACACACCUUUUUUGCACUUAUGUACAUAGUCCACGAAAGAAAUCCUUGGAACUUAUUUUGAAUAUAAAAAGUCUGUAAUAAUACAGGAGAAGUUUGUAAAAGAGAUAGGUAUUACUAAGGCUUUGAAAAGGAGGAGUUUUUUGCUAUAAAACUUAUCUGAAAGCAUGAUGUUGCUUUGCUGUUGUAAAAGCUUUGUAGUUUGCCAUAGCUUAUUAUACAGCAGACUGAUAACAGGUCAGCUCCAACCUGCAGCACAGAGAAAUGGGAAACAGUGCUUAAUUAAUUAGUAAGGUCACUAGCAAAGAUUUGAAUUACUUUUUUUUUACUUUUUUAAUCGGCCUACAUUUUCAAACAUGCCCUAGGUCGUGUUUCCAAUAGGUUGUGUUCUCGGUGAAUCCCAUUAGGGCUGACAGGUCCGUGGCGGAGCACACACGUAUUUCCUAGCACCUAAUCCUGUUUCUAGCUGGAAGUGUGUAUCUGGUAGAGGUGGCUGUCAUUGCAGCGAGUGUUUGAAAUCCAAGAGGGAAAUGUCACAACUUAUUUUAUUGUUGGUUUUUUUCACCCUUUUGGGGCAAGGUAACAAUGUAGAAGGGACUGAUGAGCAGUGGAUGGAUGGAUGGUGGUCGUUUUGGAUUGUCCUUGGCUGGUUUCUUCUGCUGUACAACAGCCACGGUGUUCAUUUGAGAGUGCCACAUGGUGGCUGGUGCUGCCUGCUCAGACGGCGCUGCCGGAUGGAUAUGGGGGCAGGGAGGUGGAGGUGAUGGUGGCAGUGUGGUCAGCUUGCUGUUUCUGGAUGGGUUUGAUGAGCCCCAUUGAGUCGUUACCGCAGGAGAGCACGAUCGUGGCCCAUCAGCCUGGUGAGCAGCCUCUUGGUUCCCUUCCCACUGCACUGUGGGUGCUGCUGUGGCUCUGCAGUACCUGGGUGGGGUUUGGAGAAGCUGAAGGGCCUGUGUUGACUCAUUUAUUUUUGAUUGGAACAGUGGUUUUUUUGCAAAAUCCAAAACCAGUUUUGCUUCAGAAGGGUCAGUGGUUUUACUUCCAGGCUCGUCCCGACUCAAGCAAUGAGUUGAGCGCUCAGAGCAGAACCAGCAGGUGAUGGCACCCGCUGUCACCAUCUCUCUUUCCUGCCCAUUCCAGGGUUGGGGGCUGAGGUGUCACUGCCCAGACCUGUUCUUUGGUCAGCACUGCUGGAAUCCCAGAGGUUCCUGACUCCUGGCGAUGCCAGCAAGUGCCCAGCCCAGCCCGUGUUGCACUGUGGGGUUUGUUUAGGUGGGUGACUGCUAAAUCAGAGCCAAUCGUGCAGUCCCAGUGUCUUGAACACGGGGAUAAAUCAGUUGUUGCCUCUCUUCAUGGGUAUUAAAAUAACCUAGAUUUUAAUAUGAAAUAAUCAGCUAAUUCAGGCACCGUGCUAUUAAGGCUUCUCUUUGCCAUAAUCGAUUUUUGUAAUCAAGCUCUUUCUGAAUUAUAGGACCAUGGGACAAAAAUAUUUUGCACUAUGUGAAAUGAAUCAUAGCUGGUCAGACUUCGUUGGUGUAUGAGCACGAUCAUGACAACACGGCUGAAAUCUUUGCUAGUGAUCUAUACUGACAUCCUCUGUCGUCAAAAAUAACUCAACAUGCCUCUCAAGAUAUUUAAACAUGCAAAAAAUAACACAACUAUUAAAUAAAAUUAAGUUAUUUUUCCAAACACACAACAGAGAGAAUUACCUGACACCGAAUUACAAGGUUCCAGUUCUUUAUUACUGUACACAGAUGCUAUUUGAUAGUGGUGGAAGCCAAAUGAUUUUGUUGCCAUGGCUUUUGUAUCCUAGCAGAUGAGGGGAUGAUAAGACCAUUCUUUGAUUGGAUUAUGGGAUUUUUUUUUUCCGAUUAGCUUUGUUUUAAUUAUAUUUUUAUUUUAAAUCAUGAGAACAAACGGAGACUCCCCACACCCUUUUAUUUUAUCACCUUACAACAGACUGCUAUUUCUUUUUUUUUAUAAAUAGAAAAUUGUAUUUUAGGAAAUCAUUAAAAUCACAGAGAGACCGUUCUCAAAAAUUGUCAAUUUUUAAUUUAAAUAUAUGAAAAACAUUUAUCCUGUACUGUGUAAAGUAGAUCCUUGAAGCACAUUCUUCUUUUCAUAGGAAUUUCUGGUAAAACAAAGUAAGGGAAACAAUAGAUAUCAAUUUAAUGGUAUAGUUUAGAAAAUAUAUACAAACUAUUACAGUUAGCCCUGUGGAAUUGUAAGAGAUUAAAAUAUAACAGGAUCCAGACUGGCGUAGGCUAAUGCAGUAUUUCAGUUCAUAACAUGAUAGUUCAUUCCCUCAACUGCUACCAACAGGGUGUACGCUUUGAAUUUCUUUUUCUUUUUGCCACGUUAUAUCGCUGUAGUGCUUGUACGUGCUUUAGAAAUGUGCAUAAUGCUACUCAUUUUAGUAUGUUACUUCUAUAUUGUUAUUGUUUAUUUUUUGAUCUUUUAAUAAAGUGUAUAAAAUUCU
Cuculus canorus (common cuckoo) is the source of this 9452-nucleotide messenger RNA. It is a transcript of the gene MBNL3, whose product is annotated as muscleblind like splicing regulator 3. NCBI's taxonomy places the organism in Eukaryota, Metazoa, Chordata, Aves, Cuculiformes, Cuculidae. Gene Ontology annotation, molecular function: metal ion binding. The transcript is spliced from 9 exons. Bases 962 to 2077 code for a protein of 371 amino acids. The record is from RefSeq and is a predicted model, not a curated record.